AACCGUUGCUUUUUGCCGGCUUUUUUCUCUCCUGAAAAUCUCAAUUUUCCUGGUGAAAAUGGAAAUCUCUAUUAGUCCACAAAUGGUGGAAAAGCUCAGCCAUCCAAUUCAGGAGAUUCGCGUCCGGACACUACGGAAUUUGGAGGGAAAAUUGAGCAAAGCCCUCAUCAGUGGGAAUGAGAUUAGUUUUAGUGGAGUCGAAGUGAUUCGUGCCCUGUUACGAUGGUUCUCCCAGGAGCCCCUCUGUGAGGAAGCUUUGGCCCUCAAUGUUAUCUUCUUGGUGCUAAAUAGUAAAUACGGCCCUGAGAUUAUCAAGUACUUCACCAAAGGCUUCCUGAAGGGGGAAUUGAGUUCAAUACGAGGGAUUCUCAAGGAUGACGAGCACAGAGACAUCCUGCAGGACAUUGCGUGCGUUAUUGAGCAAUCACAGGAAGAGGGGAUUGUGCCAGUUGUCAUUGAUCUCACGGAAGAUUUGCCAGAUUUAAUGGAGAAUCUUCACGUUGAGGAGGUGCAAUUGACUCCGAGGGAGUACGUGAAGUGCUGGAGCUGCCCCAAAGCUCCUGAUUUGCAAUCCCUGAAACUCAUGCGAGAAUCCCUUCUGUCGGACAGUGAACAAGCUUCGAAGCAUGCUGUGGAGUUUCUGAGUAAUUCCCUCAAAGAUUAUCCAGCAGAGUGGAUUCUGCAGCCACCUUACCUCAUCACAACACUCCAGGAACUCCUCACAGCUCGUCAGGAUAUCGGAGAAAUUGUCCGGAAGUUCAAUGAACAGCUCAUAAAGCGAAUUUUCCUGCGCGAGUGCACAGCUCUCUAUAUGCCGCCCGAGGAAAUGUCCACGGAAGUCUCAACACAGAUUUCCGUGUCAAAGUACUGCAGGGAAACCUUUGAGAUUGUCAGCACAAUGCUGAAGGGAACAGAAGAUCAAGCCACAAUUAAUUGGUGCUUUGACAUCUUCAGCCAACUCGUGCAUCUUCUCACCAUUGAUGCGCAGAGACUUCAAACAGUUGUGGAAUUUUGCCUCCGGGAACUUGGGAUCCUGUGCAAAUUCUUCCGGAAGUGUCUGGGCUACAGAGUACGGGAUUUUGCAGCAAGGAAGCUCUAUAUAAAAGUUCUUCAGCUUAUUCUACGCCUUAGAGAUGUUCCCGGAAGUGCCGGAGAGGAAGAAAUUGUGCUUGAAGAGCUCAAUAUUGCACGAUUGGAUGUUGCCUUGAAGACAUGCUAUCCGGACAUCUACAGUGCCAUUGAGAAGGCCUGCCCCGGAGGGGAGAAGAACACUGAAGUUUUGUUAAAGUGCGAGGAACUCCUUCGUCCGGCUGUGGAUCUUCUGCGUCCCAUUGAAAAGCUUCCGGAUGCGGAGAUUCUCCUCCUUGGGGUGGAAGCUCUCCAGUCUUCAUGCAUCCACAGGAGUACACAGCUGGCUGAGACACUCCUCAAUGCCAUUGUCAGCUGUAUUCAUUUGUUUCCGGGAAAUUGUCAAUUGCGCACAGCUGGGGAGUGGAUUAUGCUUAAAUUGCUGGCUAAUCCCUGCUUGGAGAUACAACGAUGUGCCUACACGGGGGCAGCGGAGAAGAUGAAGCAUUUUGUGUCGUCACUGAUGAGUGGGGAGCAAGUGCUUGGGGGUCGUGAUACACAGAGUACCUUCCGGAAUCUCGGAAUCCCACUUACGAGGGAAAUUCUCACGGAAAUUGUGGCUUUUGGCUGCACCCACGCAGAUCCGGCAAUUCAUUCAAGUGCCGAAACGAUGCUUCUCUUCAUCCUGCGUAGUCGUGUCAUCCUGAAGGAGCAAUGGCGGCUUCUCAAGGAGAUUGUCUUCCCCAUUUUGCCACUUUUGCAGUGCUGGACGUCAAAGGCAACGCCCCUGGGGGAGGCAAUUCUCAGUACACUCCAUCCGGAUAAUGACAUAAUCACCCCAUUGGAUGGGAUACAGACAGCAGUGAGACUUCUCUUCUGCCCGGAUCCACUUGUCAGGGAUACAGCCAUCUCGUGGCUUCUCUACAUCCUCAGCUGCCUUCCUAAUUCGCCGGAAAUGCUGCCCAAUAUCUCCCAGAUUGCUGACACUGUGCCCAAUGAUAUUGCCCUGAUUGACUAUCAAAUCAACAUGGGGGCACGCUUCAAGACAACUUCCGGAUACCAUGAUGUCUCCGUGGGCAACCUCCUUACAAUUCUGGAGAGUGAUGGCGUUGAAGCAGCCGUCCGGAAGACAACUGUGAUGCAAUUGAAUCUCCUAGCGCUGAAUCCCAAUGUCAAUGAGCAGCUCUCGGAAGGUCAGGGAUGGGUCAAAGUACUCGAAGUGCUCGAUAAAUGCUUCAAAUUGGAUCAGACGCGUGAUUAUGUGGAUAUUUGCAUUCCUGCCAUUGGGGUUUUCUCAAAAAUUCUCCUUCACUCCCAGGAACUUCGGCAGGAUCUUGCAGAUGAGAUUAACAUCUACUUCAUCCUCCUCCGGGGCUUGCUAAUGUUUCAUCAUGAUGCCAAUCUCAAGGCGGAUGCUGCCACAGCGCUUUUCCUCUUGGCUUUUGCUGACUACAGCAUUGGUGCGUACAGUGUGUCCCUGCCGCAUCUAAUGAAGAAGCUACAGGUGCCUUUUGCACAGCAGAUUCACUGGAGUGAGAGCCCCCAUAGAUUUCUCUCAGAACUCAAUGAGAUCUUUGAGGAAGCCCCAUCGAGACCGCCCUCAGCACGCAUACAAGUAGAUUCAGGGACUUCAUGGCAAUUCCUACGGAUUUCCUUUGCAAAUUUAUGGUUUGGUGGCUUAGAGAAUGUCCUCACAAAUGCCCGGAACUCCAAGAAGCUAACCGAAAGUUCUGAAAGAAUAAACUACGCUCACAUAGCGCACGGGAAGGAGAUGAAAUUCAUCAAUUUCUUGCGUUUUAGUGAUAAUCUCAAGAUAACCGAAAGGGAUCUCCUGUUCAUUCAUUCCUCCCUCCCAAUGGACUCAUUCCGGUAUUUUAUUCAUCAAAUUGAGAAUGCCACAACGCAUCAGGAGGUUGCAAUGGCCAUUGCACACAUUCAAUGCAAUUUAAGCCUUCAUCCUGGGAGGAAGUUCCCCAUGGAGACUCUCGUGGACAUUGUGAAGAAGUUCUUUUUGACACCACCUACAUCUGCAGAUGAUUCUCAGCUUUUCCUUGAAGCCGUGAAGCUCAUGCGAACAGUUCUGGAGCACGAUGAAGAUGGAAAAGCAUUCGCGUGGCUCAUUCGACAGAUUAACCAGCGGAAUUCGAGCUUUAUAAGUAUCUUGAAGGCUUCCGGAACAACCUUGACGCUGCUGGAAGAGACCACUGCGCUUCUCAAGAAGGUUGUUGAGCAAAUUUACGCAUGUGGUGCAAAGGAGAAUAGCGAAAAUUGUCUGGGAGACAUUUUUUCAGCUCUCGCAAAAGCCCUCGAGGGGUGUUUUGUUCAGGGGGAGAGUAGGGAUAUGAAUCGUGGGAGAAUUCUCAUGGAUUUUAUGGCUUUCCUCGCGGACAUUGUGUCCCUGCAGGAGGAUAAAGUAAACAGGAUUAUUAGUCGACUUUUGCAGUACAUUACUUCGGUGAAAAGUCUCUGCCAAUCCGGGUCGAAGUUCCUUGUGAGUUGCUUGGUGGCCAUUCGGGGAUUUAUGGGACUAACAAAUGAGAUUCAGCUGAAGCCGAAGCAUGUGAGGCACAUGAGUGGAUUGUGCAGUCAUACGGAUAUGUGGGUGCGACAGAAUGCCUGGAUGAUUCUCUGUAGGAUGGCGGGGAGAUUUCAAGGAGCAGCAUUGCUGGUUGAUGAGCUUAAAUUCCUCCCUGGUGGCUUCCAUGCGUGCUGCAUUGGGACAGUUCUGGAUGGUCGUGAGAGUGGCUUUAUUCGUGAAUUGGCUGCGUGUUGUUUCGCUAAUCUCACAUCACAUUGUCUCCCAUUGGGUGGGAUUGCUUCUCAAGUUUCACCACGAUGCAGUGAAUCCCUCUCCAUGGGAGAUUCCUCCGCUGAGGACGCCAUUGGGCUCAUUGUGAGGAAGCAUAAUCUCGCUGGAAUAAUUACAAAGGACCUUGAACAUGCCUACAUUUGGGAUGCUGUUCCAACGUUGGAAGAUCCUGCAGAAGGGAAGCUCAUAACAAGCCCAAAUGUCAUCAAUGGCUUCUCACUUCUCCUCAAAUCCAUCAUUGACAUUGAUGCGUCCUACGUAGAUGUUCUCCUGGAGGAAAAUUGCCUUCAAACAUUCAUCAAUGUCCUCGCCAUGGUUCCUACAAAUCCCACAGAGCACACCUUCGAGAUGGCAAUGGGAAUUUGCAGACUUCUCAUUCCGUGCUUGGAGAAAAAUGAAGAAAUUCUCGCAGCGAUUGCGCAGAAUCAUGCAGCUAUAGCCACCCUUCUCUUCCUCCAGGAUGCUCAGCUGUAUUCAAAGACUGAUCCUUCCCAGAACAUGUUCAGGAUAUUCAUUAAAACUCUAACAAUCAUUGGAACUUCCCCCUUUGGGUUCAAUGUCAUAACCACAUUGGCACAGCAACAAAACCAUCAGAAAGUAUUCUCUCUUCUCAUCUUGGGACUACGCACGGAAGUCACGUUAAAUCUCCAGCUUGCAGCUUUGGAAUUUCUCGAAGUUUACCUUCAAAUGGGCCUAAAGGAGAACAAUGAGAAUUUCAUGCAGCUCAUUGAACCAACAACCGAUCAGGAGAAUGAUGAAAACAUCGAUCCCAAUGCUGCGUCCAAAGAAGAACAUUCAGAAAAGCCACCAAUAGCAAUGCAACUCUUCCGGAGAGUGGAGAAACUCUUCAGGAUGAUGUGUGCUCGUGAUAAACCCGAAAUAGCAUCAUUCAUCAUGUGCAAUGUGAAGAAACAAGCAGCAAAGGUCCUAGGACUUCUCCUCCAAUGUAGCGCAUCAGCCAGGAUUAUGGCACAAAACACAGAACUCUUCUCAUUCCUCAUGAAACGUCUCGAAGCCGUCGCCACAUUUGUGGGGGCUUCAUGUGCUGAGUAUGUUCGACGCCAUGGGGAAGGGAAGAAGAAGUAUAUAGUUGAGGAAUUGAGAAUGAUCACACAAAUACUCUGUCAGUGGUUUAAAAAGGACACACUAGAGAAGGAAGCUGAUGUAGCAGUAAUUUGCAAAGUUCUCCAAAGAUUGUGGACCUGGAGUGGAUCACAUAAAUCUCUACAGAACAACUUCUUGGUCCUACUUGUGAAUCUCAGUGAAUACUCUCAUCCCUUCUGUCGUCGUGCUGCAACUCACUCCAGCGCCAAUACGGAGACAAUCCUUGAGCUGAUGAUCAAGAAUGCAGCGAAGGAAACUAAUAAAGCAAAACAGGAAGACGUUGAUGUGAUUAAUCUUCGUAUUAUCAUGAGAUUCCUCAUAAAUUGCUGCUCCUGCAUUGAGGGACGUAUGGCGAUGACGAGACAGGGACUUUUGGAGCACAUUAGUCAAUUUCAUCCGCACGUUACGCGUUUGCAGCGUUCACACACAGCUGUUAUUGAGGAGUGGUUGACCUUCUAUGAGAUCCUCACGCGAUACCCCGAGGGGAGGGCUGCAAAGUACCUCACAGUCCUCACGGCACUCAUUCAGCAGAGUAGUGUGGGAAUUAGGAGGAAGGCAGUUGAGAUUUUGCGAAAUUUCGCCAUGGAUUCUGCUAAUACAGCUGCUCUACUCUCUUCAGAAGAUUUCAUGAGAACUGUGAAGAUGAUUCUCGAUGGGAGUGAUAGGGAAGAUCAGCUCAAUGCUACAGUAGCCAUUUGGUCGAUGAUUGCAAACAAUACGCGUGCAAAGAAUGCCAUAAAGAGCACGUCAAUUCCUGGGAAAUUGCAAGCAAUUCAGAAUAAUCUCAUCCUAGCAGGACACACUGAAGGGAACCACCUGUAUUCAUCGAUGGAGAAUAUUUCUAAAAUUUUAAUGGUUUAAUUCAAAAUCUUUUCAUUUUAGCGUCAAAAAUUGUAGAGUUUUAAUUUUAUUUAAUGCUUUGAAGCAUAUUUCUUGAUUAAAAAAAUUAUAAAAGAAUAAAACUAAUCAGUGAUAAAAGGGUAAAAAGCAGCACAUCGUCAACAGCAACAACAAAAGAAGGAUGCAAAUGAAAGGUCAUCACAGUGCCAUGAACAAAAAUAAUGUGAGUCGCUUUUAAAUUAAAUUAAAUUAAUUAUUUUAAUUUUUA
Messenger RNA from Lutzomyia longipalpis, 6089 nucleotides. RefSeq names its product protein rotatin homolog (gene ana3). Gene Ontology annotation, biological process: centriole replication; ciliary basal body organization; centriole-centriole cohesion. The record is from RefSeq and is a predicted model, not a curated record. The coding region runs from base 59 to 5842 and encodes 1927 amino acids. Lineage: Eukaryota; Metazoa; Arthropoda; Insecta; Diptera; Psychodidae. The transcript is spliced from 5 exons. Gene Ontology annotation, cellular component: centriole; ciliary basal body; centrosome.